GAGUACUGAGAGUAAUCUGACCCUUCAAAUAAUUCAACCUUCACACCCCCUCUGGUCCACCGCUCUGUAUCUCUCUCUCUCUCUCUCUCUCUAAAACAUGGGGAAGGAAGGAGGCUUAAUCCAUUGAAGAAUGUAGCAAUCUCACUCACUGGAUGAACAUCUUCUGUGCUCUUUUCCCCACUGUCUCUGAAAAGAAAAAUCCAAAGGGGUUAAAGGAAUGUCGGUUUCAUUUUGAAAUUCCCAAAUCGAAAACACCUCGAAUAGAUAUAAUCGGACGUUUUUUCAGUGUAGAUUUUGAAAUCUUUUGUGGGUUCCAAGGCAGCGGCGAUAUGGGUGGCGUUACCUCAUCCAUGGCGGCGAAGUUCGCCUUCUUCCCGCCGAAUCCACCUUCCUAUAAGCUCAUCACUGAUGAUCUUACUGGUCUUUUGCUUCUUAGCCCUUUCCCUCAUCGCGAAAAUGUUGAAGUUCUGAAACUUCCCUCUCGUCGGAGCACCGAUAUUGUUGCCGUUUAUGUCCGGCAUCCUAUGGCGACUUCCACUCUGUUGUAUUCUCAUGGCAACGCCGCCGAUCUUGGCCAAAUGUAUGAGCUCUUCAUCGAGCUCAGUAUUCACCUGCGUGUUAAUCUUAUGGGGUACGACUAUUCGGGUUACGGUCAAUCAUCAGGAAAGCCAUCUGAGCAAAAUACAUAUGCAGAUAUUGAGGCUGCAUAUAAGUGUCUUGAAGAAAGCUAUGGUACCAAGCAGGAAGAUGUGAUCUUAUACGGUCAAUCCGUUGGGAGUGGCCCGACUUUGGAUCUUGCAGCUCGACUUCCUCGCUUAAGAGCUGUUGUUUUGCAUAGUCCAAUACUCUCUGGUCUAAGAGUCAUGUAUCCUGUAAAGCGCUCCUACUGGUUCGAUAUUUAUAAGAAUAUCGACAAAAUUUCGCUGGUUAAUUGCCCAAUCCUCAUCAUUCAUGGAACUUCAGAUGAUGUGGUUGAUUGCUCCCAUGGCAAGCAACUAUGGGAGCUCUGUAAAGAGAAAUACGAACCGCUGUGGCUAAAUGGCGGAAACCACUGUAAUCUCGAGCUCUAUCCCGAGUAUAUCAGGCAUCUAAAGAAGUUUGUAGGAACAGUUGAGAAACCUCCUUCACAGCGAUACAGUGCCAGAAAAAGUACAGACCAAUACGAGCAGCCUCGUAAGAGCACAGAUUUUUUCGAGAUUCCAAGGAAGAGCACAGACCGGAGAGAUAAACCAAGGCGGAGCACUGAUCAACCAGAGAAGCUGAAGGCUACUGAUAAGUUAGAAAAGCUCAGACUCUCCUUUAACCAUGGGGAGAGGUCUCGUAAAAGUGUCGAUUGCCAUGAAAAGUCAUGGAAAAUCGUCGAACACCAAUUGGAAAGAGCAAGAAAAAGUGUCGAUCGGCUUGAUAGAAUACAAACCGGAACAAGGAAAAGGAGCAUGCGCAGCUCAGCCAUCUGCGGGAAAUGGGAGCUUUCUUCAUGGUCUCGAAAGGAUUAAUGGCAUGACAUCGACUUUGGAAUCGUUGUUCGGUUUCUUAGAGCAAGAGGUUCGUAGUAAUGAUGUGUUUUGACUUCUUGUAACUAUUAUUUGAAACGAUGCUGUGUUUUGUUUUCAUCGAGUUUGUUUUGAGAGAUGACUGGUUCUUUUUUAGAAACGUUGUAAUUAUGUUUAUUUUUGGCCGUCGUUGGAUUUUCUUCCCAUACUUUGCUUUCAUGGUCUCAAUAGGAUUAAUGGGGUUGAGUUCGAAAUUGUUGUUUGAUUUCUUAGAGCAAGAGGUUCGUAGUAAUAACGUGUUU
Cucurbita maxima (winter squash) is the source of this 1795-nucleotide messenger RNA. RefSeq names its product protein ABHD17B-like. NCBI's taxonomy places the organism in Eukaryota, Viridiplantae, Streptophyta, Magnoliopsida, Cucurbitales, Cucurbitaceae. The transcript is spliced from 7 exons. The coding region runs from base 153 to 1496 and encodes 447 amino acids. The record is from RefSeq and is a predicted model, not a curated record.